UCAAACAGUUUUGUCUCUCUUACAGAGGAGACUGAGCAGUGACUCUUCCUCUGACCUGAUUUUAACGUUUCAUGUUGAUAUCAGCAGUCUGCGUGCAUCUCGCCGUCUGAUGAAAGGUUGUUAGGAUGCGAUAAGCGUAUUCUAGUGGGGGAAAGUGUCCAAAAUCCCCUUUAUUUCGAGUGCGAAGACAGGACAACAGCACUAGUAACGUUAGUUACUAGCAACAGCGGCUCUCUAUUUUUUGUCGAAAGAUGCCCGGUCCCUCCUGUUCUCUCAUCUGAAGACCGUAGGAGAGAAGUCUAGUUUAGUGAUGAAACAGGACCCGUUGACCAGAGGGGGUAACACGGGUACACCCCUGCCAGGGAGGGGAGACUCUAUGGGGGUAUCGCUGCUAGGCAGCACCCCCUCUUCCUCCUCCAUCUCUUCAAUCUCCUCCCUCUCUUCCUUCAUCUCUUCAUCUUCCUCUGGGGAAGAAAGGAGAAAGGGAGGUGGUGAGGAGUUUAUUGGCAGAGAGGAGGGGGAGGUGGUCAGCAUUUCCAUAGUUACCAUAGCGGAGGAGUCCUGCCCCUCGGAACCGUUCGGAACUGUCGGCGGUCACGUCGAGGUAACAGCCGAUGAGAGCGCGGCUAGGGAAAGAGAUGGCCAAUCAAAAACCUCCCACAGUACCCAGGCUGAAGAAGAGGGGGAGCGGAAUGGAGAGGAAGAGGAGGAAUGUAGAAAGGAGGAUGAUGAGAACGAGCAAGGAGAUGAAGGCGAGGAAGCAGAAGAGAUGGGUGAAGACGAGAGUGACCGUCCUGCCCUGUUAGAAGAGGAGGAGGAGGAAGAGGGAAGGAACCAGGUGUUUGUCUCGGAUGAGAACUCUGAGUUGAUGUCGGACAGACUGAACCCUGAAACACCUUGGACACUCCUCAACAUCAAGAUGAAGAGGAAGUUGGACCAUGGACCAGACAUCAGGCCUUUCCCUACAGGCAAGAAACACUGCAAAGGUUCCAACUACCUCAGUCCCUCCAGUUUUGUUCCAUUCCAGACCACGCCCACUACCUUUGGGGACCUGCGAGCAGCCAAUGGGCAUUCAGCUCAGCGGAGACGUGUGACUUCAGGUCCGCCCCCCUCCGGCCUGCAGGACUGGCUGCACACCUUCCAGGCGUGGAGUGGUCCUGAGCGUCUAUUGGCUCUGGAUGAGUUGAUUGACACCUGUGAGUCCAAUCAGGUGAAGCACAUGAUGCAGGUUAUUGAGCCUCAGUUCCAACGAGACUUCAUCUCCCUGCUGCCCAAAGAGCUGGCCCUGUAUGUCCUGACGUUCCUGGAGCCCAGAGAUCUGAUGCAUGCUGCUCAGACCUGUUCCUAUUGGAGGAUACUGGCUGAGGAUAACCUGCUGUGGAGGGAGAAGUGUAGAGAGGAGGGUAUUGAAGAGCCCCUGGUUGUGAAGAGAAGAAAGACUCUUAAACCUGGGUUCCUCCACUCGCCCUGGAAGAGUGCCUACGUACAACAACACAGGAUAGAGAGCAACUGGAGGACUGGGGAUAUCACCUCACCUAAGGUGUUAAAAGGUCAUGAUGAUCAUGUGAUCACAUGUCUCCAGUUCUGUGGUGACCUCAUAGUCAGUGGUUCUGACGACAACACUCUCAGAGUCUGGUCUGCCCUCACCGGCAAGUGUCUGCGUACAUUAGUAGGCCAUACAGGAGGCGUGUGGUCCAGUCAGAUGAGUGGUAACAUCGUGAUCAGUGGGUCGACAGACAGGACUCUGAAGGUUUGGGACGCAGAGAGCGGAGAGUGUGUUCACACUCUGUACGGACAUACCUCUACUGUACGCUGCAUUCACCUGCACGACAAACAGGUUGUGAGCGGUAGCCGUGACGCUACGUUGCGUCUGUGGGACGUAGAUUCUGGCGAGUGUCUCCACGUCCUGACGGGUCAUGUGGCGGCGGUACGGUGUGUCCAGUAUGACGGCCGCAGGGUGGUCAGCGGAGGAUAUGACUUCAUGGUUAAAGUCUGGGACCCGGAGACAGAGACCUGUCUACACACUCUGCAGGGACACACUAACAGAGUCUAUUCACUGCAGUUUGACGGUGCCUACGUGGUCAGUGGAUCUCUGGACACCUCCAUCAGAGUAUGGGACGUAGUGACGGGAGGGUGUGUCCACACGUUGACCGGCCACCAAUCACUGACCAGCGGUAUGGAACUAAAGAACAACAUCCUGGUGUCUGGCAACGCUGACUCUACUGUCAGGGUCUGGGAUAUACGGACAGGACAGUGUCUCCACACACUACAAGGUCCCCAUAAGCACCAGUCAGCAGUGACCUGUCUCCAGUUCUCUCGCUCCCUGGUGGUCUCUUCAUCAGAUGAUGGGACAGUGAAGCUGUGGAGCCUGGCGACGGGGGAGUGGAUCAGAGACCUGGUGGCUCUGCAGAGUGGAGGAUCAGGGGGAGUGGUGUGGAGGAUCAGGGCAUCUAACACCAGACUGGUAGCAGCCGUUGGCAGCAGGAACGGAACAGAGGAGACUAAACUCGUGGUGCUGGACUUUGACCUCACUGACACCCACAAGUGAUGUCAUCAAAGAGGCGACGUGCUUUCAUCAGGAGAGGAUGUCAUUGGAUAAGGAUUCGAGGUAACCAAAGAGGGACCUAAUAUCCUCAUCGGUGGAAGGAGAACUUGUAAUGAUGAUAAAAGGGGUGAGGAGAAGGUGUCGUUUGACAGAGGACUAUGUCAGAAUCCUCCUAUGGAAGGACUGAGUGCCAUUUUAACAGGAGACACCAAUAUACCACAACCCGGGAGACGACUCAGAACCGUUUCCCAUUUCCUCACCACGUCCCCGCGGAACCAAACUCUCAUAUUUUCCUGGUGACCAUUAAACACUGCUGGACACUGGUAUGGUGAAGAGACAGUACGAAGACCAACUUUGAAUCUUCUGCGACCGGAGGAAUCCAUGAGAGGUCUCACUAAGGUCAUGGGACUUACUGGCCUCCUGACCGACCGUCCGAAGGUCAAAUUGAGUGUAGUUACUGUAACUACCCAGACUACUGCAGGAUGUAUAGUUACUGUAACUACCCAGACUACUGCUGGAUGUAUAGUUACUGUAACCACCCAGACUACUGCUGGAUGUAUAGUUACUGUAACCACCCAGACUACUGCAGGAUGUAUAGUUACUGUAACCACCCAGACUACUGCAGGAUGUAUAGUUACUGUAACCACCCAGACUACUGCUGGAUGUAUAGACUGUUACUGUAACCACCCAGACUACUGCUGGAUGUAUAGACUGUUACUGUAACCACCCAGACUACUGCUGGAUGUAUAGUUACUGUAACCACCCAGACUACUGCUGGAUGUAUAGACUGUUACUGUAACCACCCAGACUACUGCUGGAUGUAUAGUUACUGUAACCACCCAGACUACUGCUGGAUGUAUAGUUACUGUAACCACCCAGACUACUGCUGGAUGUAUAGUUACUGUAACUACCCAGACUACUGCUGGAUGUAUAGUUACUGUAACCACCCAGACUACUGCUGGAUGUAUAGUUACUGUAACCACCCAGACUACUGCUGGAUGUAUAGUUACUGUAACCACCCAGACUACUGCUGGAUGUGUAGUUACUGUAACCACCCAGACUACUGCUGGAUGUAUAGUUACUGUAACCACCCAGACUACUGCUGGAUGUAUAGUUACUGUAAC
Oncorhynchus nerka (sockeye salmon) is the source of this 3669-nucleotide messenger RNA. RefSeq names its product F-box/WD repeat-containing protein 7-like. Bases 311 to 2548 code for a protein of 745 amino acids. NCBI's taxonomy places the organism in Eukaryota, Metazoa, Chordata, Actinopteri, Salmoniformes, Salmonidae. The transcript is spliced from 13 exons. Gene Ontology annotation, molecular function: protein binding. The record is from RefSeq and is a predicted model, not a curated record.